Anneissia japonica is the source of this 5876-nucleotide messenger RNA. Its product is annotated as forkhead box protein J2-like. The record is from RefSeq and is a predicted model, not a curated record. NCBI's taxonomy places the organism in Eukaryota, Metazoa, Echinodermata, Crinoidea, Comatulida, Comatulidae. Gene Ontology annotation, cellular component: nucleus. Gene Ontology annotation, molecular function: RNA polymerase II cis-regulatory region sequence-specific DNA binding; DNA-binding transcription factor activity, RNA polymerase II-specific. Gene Ontology annotation, biological process: regulation of transcription by RNA polymerase II. The coding region runs from base 261 to 1655 and encodes 464 amino acids. The transcript has 9 exons.
GUAGUCGAAAAGUAGUGAUCAGUCUGUGUUGCUUCGCAGUUAUGGAUAUAAAAACACCUUUUAUUCAUAUCUACACACAUUCACGAAUUCACUUUCAUUGCAAUGGUUUUCAAAAACAUCGCUUCCAUUCAAAUUUCAAUACACAUUGAAAUGUGUUUUAAAAUCAACGUUCAAAUAGGAAAAAAACCUUUGCUAGGCGACAAGAUUGUUCCGCAAAGCAUAAUGUGAGUAGGCUCACAGAGAUAUGAAGAUCAGUCAAAAUGGCGGAUAUGUUGGAGAGUAGUUUGACUUCCAUGGACUGGCUCCCUCGCCUAAGUGUAGGGGGAGCAUUAAGUGGCAACCCCAUUGCAGGUAGUGGUGGUGCAGAUUCUAAAAAGGGGCUUGUACCAAUUCGUAAAUCCCCAGGAUCACCCACAGACCCGAGUGCAGUUUGGGAAAAUGGAUCGGAACAUCAUCAUCAGCAACCGAAAGAUGGUAAACCUCCGUACAGCUAUGCAAACCUUAUUACAUUUGCAAUCAACAGCUCAACGAAUAAGAAAAUGACGCUGAGUGAGAUUUAUCAGUGGAUUUGCGAUAACUUUCCUUAUUACAGAGAAGUUGGCAAUGGUUGGAAAAAUUCAAUACGACACAAUUUAUCUCUCAACAAAUGUUUUAUGAAGGUGCCCAGAUCGAAGGAUGACCCAGGAAAGGGUUCAUACUGGGCCAUUGACCUAAAUCCACCAGAGGAUCCACUGAUGGCGAGGCAGAAACAGCGGAAGAGGAGGAGCAGUGGAAACAGGUCUCCAUACAGCCCAGAAGACAGCUUGCAUAGCUCGGGAGGCAGCAUAGGUUCACCCACUUUAGCAUCACUCAAUGUGCAUCAGUUGCAACAGGGGGAUUUAUCCAACAGGUUGUUUGAUUCAAAUCCUAACAUUGAAGAUCUCAGUGCAUCAUUCAGAAGUCUAUAUAAACAAGUUUUUGAUUCAUCACAAGGUAGUGUACAGUUCUUACAACAUGUUGCAAAUAGUUCAUCAGGCUCACAUCUGUUCAACAUGUCCCACAAUAGUAAUGGGUCACUAGGAAGCAGUGGGGGCAGUGCCAAUGAAAUACCACAGAUCAACGUACAGACAAGUUGCUCAGCUAACAAUUCUUUUAAUUUAGGUGGAUCUGCGAGUCUAGAUUGGUUACAGAACUUGGACUUCCUGAAAGAGAGUAUUCGAGCAGUGGGUACUGGUAGCUUUAAUAUUUCUGAUAUUGACAUGUCACAAUUUCAAGGCUUAAUGGCAAGCAUGAGGCAAGCAGACCAGAAAAACUGGUCCCUGGAACCAGACCAGUUUGCUAAUCUGGCAUCCUCUCUUAGUCAGUUCUUCCAGCAGACCGGCUUGCUUAACCAGAGUAACGGAAGCAGUAGUCUUAGUAACAGCAUAGCUAGUGGUAUUUCUAAUACAGGUAGCCCAUAUUGUAACAGUCAACGAAGCAGUUUAUCAAGUGGGUCUGGGUUUGUCUCGCCACACUUGCUCAGUCCCAACAACAGCUUGACAGCAAUAACACAUCCACACAGCCCCAUUCACCUCCAACAACAGCCUGCUGUGAUGGUACAAUCAGCCAUACCCCACCAGUAUGUGAAGGAUGACAACGAAAUUGAGGACACAUUCGAUUGGGAUAGUAUAAUCUAAUUAUUUUACUUGUAAAUGUGGUUUGACAAGCUAAAGAGUAUUUGCAAGUAAAGUGAGCACAGUAUCCUUAUUUUGUAGUACCAGCACCAAAACCCUUGUACGUAGCUCAAUGGUGGCGCUAGGAUUUGCCCAACGGGGGUCUGAGGUCCCCAACGGGGGUCCCGAUGUCCCCCGACAAAAAAAGCGGGCGUUACUCAAAAACUCUCGAAAGUGUUCCAGGGGUUCGCCCCCGAAAAAUAUGACAAUUUAGGGAUUUUGAAGGCUUAUUUAUUUCCAAUCGAUUUUCGAGUCUUAAUAAUAUGUAGAAAAUUUACACAUUUUUUUUCCCCCUGACGAAUUGGGUUUUCUCCUUGCCCCCGCUGGCGCCACCCCUGACAUAGCUAUGGGAGGAUGAACUCCCAUAUAGAGGGCAAUAGUUAUAUCAGUUUUUAGAAGCGAAUGACGUUUAAUAAUUCUAAACAACUGCACUUACAUGGUGACGAUGGCAACUUCCAAGACGAAACUAGGAAAGUGAUAUAUUUUCAAACUGGACUGUUCUCUCUUUCCUUUAAAUACUCUUUUGCCAAACAUGGGACAAAUUGGAGGAUGAAUAAGUAGAUUAGUAGAUGGAUAAGUAGACUUAACAUUAUUCUAUUUACAUCAUUCUGAUCACUUUCAAUAUGUCCCUCCUUUACUUCUCGAUACCAAUUAUUAUAUUAAUUAUAUUAUUAUACCAAUGUGCAAAAUAUUAAGAAUGUUCUUAUACAUAAACAGACUUUAUCAUAUUACAUACAGUUUGUGUAUGUAUAAAGACUUAACAAUAGCCAUUGAUCCACUUGUAAAUAUAUCUGUAAAUAUUUUUUUACAUAAUUUUUAUGUUUCAUUAAUGAUUUUCAGUACUUUAUUGAUUGUAAAUGACAAUGUAAAAGAAUCACAAAAUAGCUGCUAUUGUGACCACACCUUGUAAUUAAUUAAUAAUUUGAUUAAUACUAAAUUUGUAUCUGUUGGACACCUGUAUUUUGAUACUGUCAUAAAAUAUUUUUAUUAUAACAAAAUUCUACAUAAUUUAACACAGCUAAAAUCAAAAACAUACUGUACAAAUUUUAAGGUAACUGUUCUGUAGAGCUAAUAAUCUUGAACAGAAAAACAAUAUUUCAACUUACUAAACUUUCAAAUUCAAAUUUAAAUGACAUUUAUUCACUUCAUUACUUUACAUUAGAGAAAGAAAAUAUUUCACUCCAAUUAACAUAGAUUUUUUAAAAUAUUAAUGUAAAUAUUUGCACUUAUUAGUAUAUUUUCCUCCUAAUGAACAGAGAUGCAUAAAUAUUUAUAUUCCUAUACUUUUUUAUUUUUUUACUUUGAGUGUUUUCUAUAUUUUUUACUAAAGACAGUUUAUCUUAAAAAAAUCCCCCAAACCUUAAAAUUAUAUGAAUACAGUACCUUUAAAAUGUGUUAUUAAGGUGAAUGAAGACAGAUACAAGGGAUAACAAAAGAUAAUAAAAUAACCUCUCUCUUAAGAUUGAAAAUUUAGACGCCUGUUGCGACAGUCAGCGAAGUUAACCCAACAUGAUCACUGUAUAUAAAUAAAUAUUCCUUUUUUUUUUUUUUUGUAAAUAAUAUUCAAUGCUUUUAAAAUAUGAUCUAUUAUAAGUGUUCAAAAGCAUCAAUACAAUAUCUAUUUUAAUUACAAAAUAAUGUGUAUUCGGUGUGCCCUUGUUGUGCGUGUGUGUUUGCGUGUUUUUACGUUUACUGUUGUUAGCCGUUGCUAGAUUACCGAGUGACUGUUGUGGAUAGUGGAUGGACCUUUUUGCUAAGCCCUGCUGUGCCUAGGAAAUUAUUGCUAAUGUUCCACUAACCAAUAGUGUCAUUUGCAGCUGAAUUUGCCAAUACAGUACUGGUUGUGCUACAUGUAUAUAUUCCCUGGUCCCCGGUUUUGAAAGGUCCAUUGUUCUUAGACUUAUAGAAAGAAUUAUUUCUGUUAUAAAAUUGAAAUAAAACUUUUAAAUUUUAUAAAUAAAAUAUAAGACUUCAAUCAUGCAAUUCAAAAAUUAAAUAUUUUAUCUCUCUCAGAUGUUAAGUUUAUAAUGUGGCUCUCCCAUUACUUGAGGUCAUAAAUGUACACAAAGCCUGUUUUAAACAAAUAUGUAUAUGCCAUACAGCACUUUAAUACCUGAAAGAGCUUUUUAUUGCAUGAAAAGAUCGACCCAUAUAUUUUUAAUGAAGUUUUAUCUUAUCUUAAUGAUAGAUGUUUACAAUUUUAAACUUACAGGAUCAAAAUUUAUUGAUGUCCUCUUUGUUGGAGAGCCAGUUAAAAAUCGGUAUCAUCCGUCCAAUUUAAAACCAAAUUGCAAAUUGCUAUCAUGUGGCUAGACAGACUACUACUUCUAAUUAAUAAAUCAGUAUUAAUCAUGUUAACGAUGAUAAUGAUAUAAAAGGCUGAUGGGUGGUUUUGAUGAAAUUGACUUUUCACAACUGCAGAGUUACUUAAAAGAAUAUUUUUUAGAAACAUGCAUUUUAACAAACUACAGUUGUUUAACAUAUUUGAUGUUUGUAUGUACCAGCGGUAGGCCUAAUUAGUAUGGAUCUCCAAGCAUGUUGCUAAUAAACAAAUAUCCUCUUAUAUUCCUGUAAAUCUGUUUACAAGUGUAUUACUUCGAAGACAAAAAAUCUAAUCUUAAAAAGUGUUCUGGUAAAAUAUAAGGUUUAUUUUUUUGAUACAUAGGUUGUUUGCAUAUAUUAUUAUGUUUAAAUAACAUAUAAUGAACGUUACUCCGAAUAUUGGGUUUCGACCAUUAUUGGGUCAUCUUUAGGAAUGAGAAAACUUUCACAGUUAUUAGGUUGUGUAUGUAUUAUACAACACUCCAGUAUAUAUAGUGCGUUCUAAUAUGUAUAACUUUUUAAAAUUAAGACUUAUAUUACUGAACAUUUUUUGAAUUCUUGCAUGCUUAAUGCACUUUACAUUGACAAAGUUUAAAACGUUCAUACAGUACAUAAUGUGAUUAUUAAGUACAGUAUUCCAAAUAAGUAUCAUUACUACCGUUAUACUAAAAUAUUCAAGCAUUUUAAUAUAGCUUAUUAAAUUGAAAAAUGUAUUCAUGUGAGCAUAUGUACUUAAAACAAAACUAUUACUGCUAGUUUCGUAUCUGAUGUUUAGGACUACAUUCCAUGCUCAUACUGUACUUUAAACAAUUUAGAAUCAUGAGUCACCUUGAUAAUGUUUUCAGAUGAUUGAUGUUUUUGAUACAGAUUAUAUAGUCACUUAUAAAAACUUGAUAAACAGUGGCAUAUCUAGGUUUAAUGUGGUUUCCUAUAUGUUCCCCCUUUGAAACAUUUCUGGUUACAUGUUAUUUAAAGUAGUUAAAAAUUCCAUCAUAACUCAUGACUUCCCCAGGCAGUUCUCAUGUUCUCAUUUCCCCCACCCCUAUCACACACAUUUUAAAACACCUAGGUUAGCCACUGUCAAUGGGUCAUUAUUGAAAAACAUUUUAUUAUAAGAACAUUUUUAUACAUUCAUCAGAUAUGAUUUGAUAAAGGUUUGUUCCGAUCAAGUUCGCAUUAAUAUAAUUGUCAGAUUAUCCUACCUCUGUUGACCCCAGUUAUAUAAGUACUAAUGAGGGUCAUGCAUGUUAAUUUUCAUAUCAGUCUUUAUUUGACCUCUUACUAGGUCCAGCACGACAAGCGAUUCAUAAUUGAAAGCAUUGCAUGUAUCAUCACGCAAAUUGCGGCAGUAUUGUGGAUAUAAUUACAGUAUGCGCCAUAUUACCCGGUGGAUGCGCAUCAGUUUUUAACAGUAACACUAUUAUGAGUCGCUUUGUCAUUAGAGAAUGGUUUGCCUUGCGUGUAAUAAUGAAAACCACAUGUCAACAUUUUCCUUAGUCUUUUUAUGGUAUUCCGUCCAAUUUGUAAAACUUCUGUACAUACAUAUUAAUACAUUUCAGAUAGAAAAAUAUAUAUAUAUGUAGGUAUAUUGGAAAAAAAAUGUAGAUCCAACAUUUGCACGUUUUGAUGAGUAAAUUAACGUGAACACUGUUUUACCUUGAAGAUAAGGUUUCAAAAUAGUAAGCUAGUUCCAGAUACCAUUGAGUACCACACAUGCAAGAUGUAUGCUCUGGUACUUCUCUGGUACGGUCAUGGUCCUUAAAAAUAUUUAAUAUUAGAAUGCUUUUUUAAUUUAUAGAUGUUUUCAUUUUUCUGUACUACACUGUGUGAAGGAAAAAAAAUAAAUACACUUAAAGUACAGUA